Messenger RNA from Octodon degus (degu), 971 nucleotides. It is a transcript of the gene Tmem267, whose product is annotated as transmembrane protein 267. The transcript is spliced from 3 exons. The record is from RefSeq and is a predicted model, not a curated record. NCBI's taxonomy places the organism in Eukaryota, Metazoa, Chordata, Mammalia, Rodentia, Octodontidae. The coding region runs from base 60 to 770 and encodes 236 amino acids.
CCGUGCCUCUAUGGUGCGGGCCCCGCGGGCGGCUGCUCCUGCCAACGCGCCGCGUCUCUAUGGGCACUGCUCAUGAAAGCCAGCGAGGAGAGACUGACCUGCGGCCGGCUGUGCUCUGCUGGGUUGCAGCGAUGGGCCCUGACGCCGAGAGGGCCUGCGCCCUGCUCCCUGCGGACGCUGUGGUGUGCGGCGUCGGUCUGGCGCUGUUCUGCCUCGUCGCAGACAGGCUGCUGCAGCUCCCCGUAAUUCAGCGUCACGACUGGCUCCGUGCCCUCUCAGACAGUGCGGUGCACGGCGUAAUCGGGAUGUGGUCGUGGGCCGGAGUCGCGGGAGUCCGGAAGAAGGCUGACCUCGCGGAAGCAAUCUUAGCUGGCUGUUUGGCCUCAGUUAUCGAUGUGGACCACUUUUUUCUCGCUAGAUCCUUGUCUUUAAAGGCUGCUCUGACUCUUCCACGCAGACCCUUCCUGCACUGUUCGACUGUGAUACCGAUCGUGGCCCUGGCCCUGAAGUUCCUGGUGCACCUUCUUAAGCUCAGAGACUCGUGGUGCCGUCUUCCCUGGAUGGUAUUUGUGUCUUGGACCUCACACCAUAUUCGAGAUGGAAUUCGCCAUGGCUUGUGGCUGUGCCCCUUUGGAAAGACUUCUCCUGUGCCCUUCUGGCUUUAUGUGAUAGCCACGUCAUCUCUCCCUUCUAUCUGCUCAUUCAUGAUGGCUCUAGCAGGGACCAGACAAAGGCCAUCUUCAAAACAUGGCAUUCCUAUGGACGUCUGAAGGGACUGUGCUCUCAGAGGGACACAUGCUUCAAAGGGUUGAAGCACUAAAGCAGGUUUUUAAAAUCAAAGUUACUUAUAUUUCUUACUUUUUAUAAUUCCUGAUUCUUCUUGGCUCAGAGAACAAGUAUAAUGUUUAUUAUUUGUUUAUUUAAGUUGUAGAAGAAAGGGCCAAUGAGAUAGCUCAGUGAACUUAAGCACU